Molecule: messenger RNA, 5000 nt
Organism: Apus apus (common swift)
Lineage: Eukaryota; Metazoa; Chordata; Aves; Apodiformes; Apodidae
Gene: SLC8A1
Product: solute carrier family 8 member A1
Exons: 9
Coding region: 199-3027 (942 amino acids)
Biological process (GO): cell communication; sodium ion transmembrane transport; calcium ion import across plasma membrane
Cellular component (GO): axon; postsynapse; sarcolemma
Molecular function (GO): calcium:sodium antiporter activity
Source: RefSeq, a predicted model, not a curated record
AUCCCUCCCUCCCUCCCUCCCUCCUUCCCUCCCGCCUUCUCACCCUCCUGCCCGCCGCGCCGCAGCCGCGCACCGGGGCUCCUCCGCCCGCCCGGCGCUCCGCCGCGAUGCCCAGCCGCUGCUGAGCCGGCCCCGGCGGCGCCCGCUCCUGACCCCGCCAGGUUGAGGACAUUUGGAACCUGUUCAGUGGAAGCGGCCAUGUCUCGAGCAACUCACCCAUCCACCUUCCCAGUGAGCUUCCAACUCCUGAGCAUUGUGCUGGUGUUGCUCUUCCAUGCUGACAGCACGUAUGCGGAGAGCCCCAGUGAGUUGCCCGUGAAUGACACAGAGGAGUGUACUGGCUCAUACAUCUGCAAAAAGGGUGUGAUUUUACCAAUAUGGGAACCCCAAGACCCCUCAUUUGGUGACAAAAUCGCUCGGGCAACAGUGUAUUUUGUAGCGAUGGUGUAUAUGUUCCUGGGAGUAUCUAUCAUAGCUGACCGCUUCAUGUCCUCUAUCGAAGUCAUCACAUCCCAAGAGCGGGAAAUAACCAUCAAGAAGCCCAAUGGCGAGACCAGCAAAACCACAGUGAGGAUCUGGAACGAGACCGUUUCCAACCUUACACUGAUGGCCUUGGGGUCAUCUGCCCCCGAGAUCCUCCUGUCUGUUAUUGAAGUGUGUGGCCAUGGCUUCACAGCAGGGGACUUGGGGCCAAGCACAAUUGUGGGCAGUGCUGCGUUUAACAUGUUUGUCAUCAUCGCGAUCUGUGUUUACGUUGUUCCGGAUGGAGAGAUAAGGAAGAUCAAGCACUUGCGAGUGUUUUUUGUUACAGCCGCCUGGAGCAUCUUUGCCUACACUUGGCUUUACAUUAUUUUAUCUGUGUCUUCUCCUGGGAUAGUGGAGGUUUGGGAAGGCUUGCUCACCUUCUUCUUCUUCCCCAUCUGUGUGGUGUUUGCCUGGAUAGCUGACAGGAGACUUUUAUUUUACAAGUAUGUCUACAAGAAGUACCGAGCCGGCAAGCAGAGAGGCAUGAUCAUUGAGCACGAGGGUGACCGGCCCUCCUCCAAAGCUGAUAUUGAGAUGGAUGGAAAAGUUGCUAAUUCUCACGUGGAGAACUUUUUGGAUGGGACACUGGUGUUGGAGGUGGAUGAGAAAGACCAGGAUGAUGAGGAAGCCAGGAGGGAAAUGGCUCGGAUUCUGAAAGAGCUGAAACAAAAGCACCCUGAUAAGGAAAUUGAACAGCUUAUAGAGUUGGCCAACUACCAGGUUCUGAGCCAGCAACAGAAGAGCAGGGCCUUUUACCGCAUUCAGGCCACUCGGCUCAUGACGGGAGCUGGCAACAUCUUGAAGAGACAUGCUGCAGAUCAGGCCCGCAAAGCUGUCAGCAUGCAUGAAGUCAACAGUGAGGUGGCAGAAAAUGAUCCCAUCAGCAAGCUCUACUUUGAGCAGGGUACCUACCAGUGUCUGGAGAACUGUGGCACUGUUGCCCUGACCAUCAUUCGCCGGGGAGGUGACUUGACCAAUACAGUGUAUGUUGAUUUCCGGACGGAGGAUGGGACAGCUAAUGCUGGCUCUGACUACGAAUUCACUGAAGGGACAGUGGUCUUCAAGCCUGGAGAGACCCAGAAGGAAAUCCGUGUUGGCAUAAUUGAUGAUGACAUAUUUGAGGAGGAUGAGAACUUCCUGGUUCAUCUCAGUAAUGUCCGUGUGAGCACUGAGGCCUCAGAUGAGGGCAUUCUUGAGGCCAGUCGUGUCUCAACACUUGCCUGCCUGGGAUCACCAUCAACUGCCACUGUUACCAUCUUUGAUGAUGACCACGCUGGCAUCUUCACCUUUGAGGAGCCAGUAACACACGUCAGUGAAAGUGUGGGGACCAUGGAAGUGAAAGUGUUGCGAACCUCUGGUGCCCGAGGAAAUGUUAUUGUGCCCUAUAAAACCAUUGAAGGCUCAGCCAAAGGUGGAGGAGAGGACUUUGAAGACACCUGUGGGGAGCUGGAGUUCCAGAAUGAUGAGAUUGUCAAAACGAUAUCAAUCAAGGUGAUAGAUGAUGAGGAAUAUGAGAAAAACAAGACCUUCUACCUAGAGAUCGGGGAGCCCCGGCUGGUGGAGAUGAGUGAGAAGAAAGCCCUGUUGUUGAAUGAGCUUGGUGGCUUCACCAUCACAGAGGAGAACGAAGAAAAGCAGCCACUGACCAGCAAGGAGGAGGAAGAGCGCCGAAUCGCAGAGAUGGGGCGCCCAGUUCUGGGGGAGCACACCAAGCUUGAAGUCAUCAUUGAGGAAUCCUAUGAGUUCAAGAACACGGUGGACAAGCUCAUUAAGAAGACGAACCUGGCCCUGGUGGUUGGCACAAACAGCUGGAGGGAGCAGUUUAUUGAGGCUAUUACUGUCAGUGCUGGGGAAGACGAUGAUGAUGAUGAAUGUGGGGAGGAGAAGCUGCCCUCCUGCUUCGACUAUGUGAUGCACUUUCUGACUGUCUUCUGGAAGGUCCUUUUUGCCUUCGUGCCCCCAACAGACUACUGGAAUGGCUGGGCUUGCUUUGUCGUCUCCAUCCUCAUGAUUGGUCUCCUGACAGCUUUCAUUGGUGACCUGGCAUCCCACUUUGGCUGCACCAUUGGCUUGAAGGACUCGGUCACCGCCGUCGUGUUUGUCGCACUGGGGACAUCGGUGCCAGACACAUUUGCCAGCAAAGUCGCAGCGACGCAGGACCAGUACGCAGAUGCCUCCAUCGGGAACGUCACUGGGAGCAAUGCCGUGAACGUUUUCCUGGGCAUUGGAGUGGCCUGGUCCAUUGCAGCCAUCUACCAUGCGGCACAUGGACAAGCUUUCCAAGUCUCACCUGGCACCCUGGCCUUCUCUGUCACCCUCUUCACCAUUUUUGCUUUUAUCAGUGUGGGUGUGCUGCUCUACCGGCGGAGACCCGAGAUUGGAGGUGAGCUGGGCGGGCCGCGGACUUCCAAGCUGCUCACAUCCUCACUCUUUAUCCUCCUCUGGCUCUUGUACAUAUUCUUCUCAUCUCUGGAAGCCUACUGCCACAUAAAGGGCUUCUAAAGGGACAAUCAGAGAUAGUAAAUAUAUAUAUAUAUCUAUAUGUAUCUAUAUAGAGUGAUAUAUAGGUAUAGAUAUAGAUAUACUGCUGUGUAUAAUGAAGAGAGAAAGAAUAAAAGAGAUUUGCCGUGUUCACACACCUGCUGACGGAAAGCAGCUUUGGAGCAUCCUUUGAACUAGGCAGGACCCCAAAGCCAGCAGGACCCCUCCCCGGGCAGUGGCCCCAGCCAGGAGCCCAGCGGCAGGGCCCUCUCUGCAACUCUACCAACAAGAGCAGCUGAUAGCCACUGAGCCCUUUCCCAUCGCUCUCUCCUACCCGCCAGUCCCCCAGCAGGAUGGAUGUGAAGGCAACCGGGAUGCACCGGUGCGGGGAAGGCCAGAGUAGCUGGUGAGAAACAGAGCAGUGGGCGAGGGAAGGAGAGGAAAGCAAAGGGUCCUGAUGCACAACCACCAUCCGCCUGCCUUUGCCACUUGGGAAUGUCCCCUCUGGCCCUGCUGGAGAGAAGCGAGAGACCGAACUGAAGACAAGGGGAAAUUGGGAGCUUUCUAAGGAUAGAACACAAACCGUUUUCGUCAUUGAUUUGGGCUUGGGUUUUUUUGUUUGUUUGUUUGUUUUGGCGUGUGUACAACUAACAUUUCCUGCCCUCCCCCUCCCACCCCACCUGCCCCUUGCCUUUCCCUCUCCGUGCUUCGGGGAUGCACAGCUGCAACCUCGUGUCCAGUGUCCUAAGCUGAGGCUGCGCGGAGCAGCUGGGGCUUUCCUCCCGCCUCCUCCGUCUCCUCGGGCAUGCUGUUGUGGUACUUGUAACAUCUGCAUGAAUGAAAUGAACCCUAUCUGUAUAUAGCAUCCUAUAGUGAUAGUCCUUCCAGCCAUGUGGGUUGAGCAUUGCAGAUACAAGUGUUUUCUUUUCACCAGUUUUUAUUUAUUUUAGUUUAGUUUAGUUUCGCAGUAGGUUUUUGUUCGUUCGUUUGUUUCCUCUCACUGGGGGUAACAGGAGGGAAAGCUGUCCCCCCUUUAUUGCUCCAUGUGUGGGUCCACGAGAAGCAAUAACAGCCACACAGAUGCAGGUUUUCCAGGGGAGGAAAAUCCACACCCCAGAGACUGCAGGCUCCGUCCCUCCACGUGGCCACAGUUCCCCCCACAGCGGCCAGUCCAGGACAUGCUGAAGCCAGUGUGAAGGCCUCCACGGUCCACAGGAGGUUUUCUAUAAAGUCCCAGGGAGCCCAAGAGGGAUGAGCAUGGUUGGCUCCCAGCACCUCUGCCUUUAUAGCCAGUGGCUGCCUCAAAAUCCCUUAGUCCCAUUCAGAGAUGACAGGUCCCGUUUCUAAGCAUUAAGCCAUCAGGAUCAGUCCCCAAAGCUGGUCCUUUCCCACAGCCAUUUGGCAGCUGAAUAAUUCAGCAUUAAGGGUUGAAUGGCCAUAACAAGAUCUCCCUCACUGCUGAGCAUAACCAAGAAGCACCCCCCCACACCCCAAGGAAAAAGGCCACAUUUUGCAUUGUCCAAAUCUGAAAUCAAUGGGAAGGGUGAGACAGGGAGGUGUAACUCUGCAUCACUCCCUGACUCCAGCAGCGCAGGCUGGGAUAGUGAGCUGAGCCCAGGGAGAUAUAGGUGUAGAGCUCCCCUGGGCACAGCACCACGAUGACAUUGUGCACUGGUGUUGAGAGAUGUCUCCUUACCUUACGCCCUUCACUGGGCUUCCUGGUGUCCCAGCCAGGCAAAUGCCCAGCCUGCACGUCCACUGGUGAGCUCAUCCCACCCAGCUAAAAACCAAGUCUGACACUUGGUACCAUGACUGAUUGGCUGGGGGGUAUUUGUAGUAUUUUGAACAAUCUGUGGAACUUUUACUUAACCUGUUGUAAAAUUUUCUCUAGGAGUAUGAAGUUGUGGGUUUUUCUUUUCUUCUCAAGCCAUUUUUUCACCUUCGAUGGGUUUUGGGGGUUCUUUUGUUUCUUGUUGUUUUGGGGAAGAAUCAAA